This is a messenger RNA of Ochotona princeps (American pika), 2245 nucleotides long. It is a transcript of the gene PAX8, whose product is annotated as paired box 8. The record is from RefSeq and is a predicted model, not a curated record. Bases 81 to 1457 code for a protein of 458 amino acids. The transcript is spliced from 11 exons. NCBI's taxonomy places the organism in Eukaryota, Metazoa, Chordata, Mammalia, Lagomorpha, Ochotonidae. Gene Ontology annotation, molecular function: DNA-binding transcription factor activity, RNA polymerase II-specific; RNA polymerase II cis-regulatory region sequence-specific DNA binding. Gene Ontology annotation, biological process: anatomical structure development; regulation of transcription by RNA polymerase II.
AGCGGCGUGGCGACAGCCCCGGCCGGGACCUGCGCAAGGAAGUCCCGAGCCCUCUGAGGGCUGUGAGAGACUGCCUGGCGAUGCCUCACAACUCCAUCAGAUCCGGCCAUGGAGGGCUGAACCAGCUGGGAGGAGCCUUCGUGAAUGGCAGACCCCUGCCUGAAGUGGUCCGUCAACGCAUUGUAGACCUGGCCCACCAGGGUGUGAGACCCUGCGAUAUCUCUCGCCAGCUCCGCGUCAGCCAUGGCUGUGUCAGCAAGAUCCUCGGCAGUAGGUACUACGAGACUGGCAGCAUCCGGCCUGGAGUGAUAGGGGGCUCCAAGCCCAAGGUGGCCACCCCCAAAGUGGUGGAGAAGAUCGGAGACUACAAGCGGCAGAACCCUACCAUGUUCGCUUGGGAGAUUCGAGACCGGCUCCUGGCUGAGGGAGUCUGUGACAAUGACACUGUCCCCAGUGUCAGCUCCAUUAACAGGAUCAUCCGGACCAAAGUGCAGCAACCAUUCAACCUCCCCAUGGACAGCUGCGUGGCCACCAAGUCCCUGAGCCCAGGACACACGCUGAUCCCCAGCUCAGCCGUCACACCUCCAGAGUCACCCCAGUCGGAUUCCCUGGGCUCCACCUACUCCAUCAACGGGCUCCUGGGGAUUGCUCAGCCUGGUGGUGAAAGCAAGAGAAAGAUGGAUGACAGUGACCAGGACAGCUGCCGGCUGAGCAUUGACUCCCAGAGCAGCAGCAGCGGGCCCCGGAAGCACCUCCGCACUGACGCCUUCAGCCAGCACCACCUCGAGCCCCUGGAAUGCCCCUUUGAGCGGCAGCACUACCCGGAGACCUACGCUUCCCCAGGCCACACCAAAGGCGAGCAGGGCCUCUACCCGCUGCCCCUGCUCAACAGCACCCUGGACGAUGGGAAGGCCACCUUGACACCCUCUAAUACGCCCCUGGGACGCAACCUCUCCACUCACCAGACCUACCCUGUGGUGGCAGAUCCUCAUUCACCCUUCGCCAUAAAGCAGGAAACCCCCGAGGUGUCCAGUUCUAGCUCCACCCCUUCCUCUUUAUCUAGCUCCGCCUUUUUGGAUCUGCAGCAAGUCAGCUCCGGGGUCCCAGCCGGUGCCUCGGUCCCGCCCUUCAAUGCCUUUCCCCAUGCUGCCUCCGUGUACGGGCAGUUCACGGGCCAGGCCCUCCUCUCAGGGCGAGAGAUGGUGGGGCCCACGCUGCCCGGAUACCCACCCCACAUCCCAACCAGCGGACAGGGCAGCUAUGCCUCUUCUGCCAUCGCGGGCAUGGUGGCAGGAAGUGAAUACUCUGGCAAUGCCUACAGCCACACCCCCUACUCCUCCUACGGCGAGGCCUGGCGCUUCCCCAACUCCAGCUUGCUGAGUUCCCCAUAUUAUUACAGCUCCACGUCAAGGCCAAGUGCGCCACCCACCACCGCCACGGCCUUUGACCAUCUGUAGUUGCCAUGGGGACAGUGAGAGCCACCAAGCAACAGGAGGACUCAGCCUGGGACAGGCCCCAAGAGAGUCCCACAAAGGAAUCUUUAUUUAUUAUGUGAAAAAAAGCCACACGUCCAGCAUGGUGGCUCGCUCCCUGUGCGGUGGACUUAAUGCACCAUGAAGAUGCAACGGCCUUGCGGAAGGAUGGACUAACUGUUAAGACUUCCCAGCCAGGAGGAAACAGGCCCAUCCUGUUCCCAAAGAGACACAGUUGGAGGAGAAAGGUGCCCUUGGCCGGUACCCACCCACCAAAGCAGAGAAGGAGCCAUGAGGAACCCAAGGGGGAUGGUGGAUGGGGAGCGGGGUCUGACUAGGCCUGGGGGUACAUGACACGUGGGUCUGCCAUCCACAUAGUUGUAACCAUUGUGAACUGUAAGCACUUUCACUCAGUCCAUAAGUCACAGCCAGGUGCCACCCGGAGAACCACCUCCCUUGACUUCCUGUCUGCCUAGGGCCAAAGCUCGAGCCAUCCACCUUCUCUGCUCGCCUUGCGUUCUUCCUCCUUCACUCCCCUCUCGACCACAUGGGCAGAGUGGCAGGAACCUGCUGCCACCUUCCCAACAGCUCCUGUGCACCAAAUGUGCUUCCUGCUGCCCAGGCCCACCCACCACAACCACCAACAAAACCCACUGAGGCCACAUCCUCCUCCCAAGCCAGCUGCCCCCUCCCCCAGUGCCUGUCCCCAAGGCCUGACUGUAAAUACUGUAAAUGAAACUCUGUUUGGGUUCAACUUCCCCUCUGCCACCCCC